AUGGAGGAGACGGCUUUGUGCAAACGCCAUCUACAAAGUCCCGUGUCUGUGACCUGCCGGUUAUAUGCUAGUGAACGCCGUGGUGAUGAGCCCAAGCGUCUUCAGUUAACGGCGAGGGGUAUUGAGCUGCACUCUGUUGUGGCGUCGUCUGUCUCCUCCGUGUCGGAUCUGAUUCCCUGGUGCUGGAUCCUCGGCGCUUCGGAGUGUACGCGCAGUAUCCGCCACCGCUUUGUACCUGUCGACGAAGCAGACAGUGACUUGGAAAAUGACAGGGAGUUUGUUGUCUUUGGGUGCAUGCCAAAGUCCGAGAAGUUGUCCGGCAGAGGUGGACUGCUUGGCUGUCUCACAUCACUGGCUAUGGCUGUGCUACCUUCAGCUCUCACAGGCAGUACCUCGGAGAAUGCAGGUGUGGAUCGGGUACUGGUUCAGUGGUUGUUCAAAUGUGAGGCGAACGACAUGGGAGGUGAGGUGGCGACGACGAUAGUGAAGGCCAUCCAGUUCUUUGCAGAUCCACGAGCUGGAGAGAUGACGGAAAAGCUGCUGGAUGGUUACGAAGACCUGCCCUUACGAAAGUUUUUGGUGGUGAUCAACCCUGCAGGAGGUACGGGCGAUGCGCAGCAGACGUACGAGCAGCAGGUCGCUCCGGUGUUCGAGCAGGCGAAUAUAGUCGUGGAAACGGUCGUUACUCGACAUGCUGGACAUGCGACGAAGCUCAUGGCAGAAGUGCCAUUGAAUCAGUUCGACUGCAUCGUGGCGGUGGGAGGCGACGGACUGCUGUCGGAGAUGCUGCAAGGAUUGAUGCAGCGCAAAAACUGGCAGCAAGCAGUUCCCCAGCCGCUUGGAAUCAUUCCUGGUGGAUCAGGCAAUGGUCUGUCUGCAUCGUUGUUGUCGCGAGCUGGCGAGCAACCGACGGUGCUUAAUGCAGCCUACUCCCUCGUCAAGGGCCAUGUUGAGGAUCUAGACUUGUUCUCUGCUACCAAUGGGAACGGAGCUGACAUGUACGGGUUCUUGUCGCUGGAGUGGGCUUUUGUUGCCGAUAUGGACAUCAACUCGGAGCGGUACCGCUUUUUCGGCGAUUUGCGGUUCUUCAUUGCGACGGCACUGCAGAUCUUCGGCUUUGGUCGGACGAACUAUCCUGGUCGACUGCGUUAUCGUGCUGUCAAGAACGAGGAGCCCCUUCCCGAAACAUACCAUGACGCUUUCAGCUCUACUGUCGCAACUGCAAAGCCAAUUUGCGCAUGUUUGGAGGAAGAGCAAGACAGUCGAAAUGCUGAAAAGUGGCUGGAAAUGCAAGGAUCGUUUUACAUGUUCUGGGGCAUGAACACGUCCCACGCUGCGGCAGAUGCUCACAUUGCACCGACCGCCGAUAUCUCGGACGGCUUGUUCCACCUCAUGCUCGUUUCAGGGGCGCGUUACUCGCGCUUUCAGCUGGCGAGAUUGAUGAUGGGGAUUGAGGAUGGUUCGCACCUGGAUUUGGAUCGAGUCCAACUCAUUCGUACACGUGCUUUCACGAUACGUGCCAGCAACGCGAACGACCUCAUUUGCGUUGACGGAGAGCUUUUCCCUGGACCGGAGAUCAAAGUCGAGGUGCACCGUGGAUUGGGGCGCAUACUCUGCUUGCCUGCAAAGAAGGACAAGUAG
Messenger RNA from Peronospora matthiolae, 1641 nucleotides. NCBI's taxonomy places the organism in Eukaryota, Oomycota, Peronosporomycetes, Peronosporales, Peronosporaceae. The record is from the annotation of a GenBank genome assembly.